UAAAGUUGUGUGAAUUUUUCAAUAAAUUCUUUUGUCAAAACCACUUGCAAUCUGAUUCAUAGCUGAGCGCCUUGCCGCCGGUUACACCCUGUCUAUAAGUGAAAAUGUGUUUGGUGAUAAUCAUACCUGGGUAGCAACCAUACUGGAUAACCUGGGGAUGUGUUUCCUGAAUUUACGAAAAUACGAAGAGGCGAAGCAUUACGCUGAAAGGGCUGUAGCGAUAAGAGAAAAAACACUAGGACCGACGCACUCAUUGUUAGCUGAGUCGCUAUGUAAUCUAGGAGGUAUCCUCAUGCACAUGGGACAGUACAAUGAAGCCAGAACGUAUUUAGAGAGAGCUCUGCCCAUAGCAGAGAAUGUUCAUGGUGAUGAUCAUCCCAAUGUAGGAGCCAUACUGAAUAGCCUGGGGCUAUGUUUCAUGAAUUUACGAAAAUACGAAGAGGCAAAACAUUACACAGAAAGGGCUGUAGCGAUAAGAGAAAAAACACUAGGACCGACGCAAUCAUUAUACGAAGAAGCGAAACCGUACGCAGAAAGGGCUGUAGCGAUAAGAGAAAAAACACUAGGACCGACGCAAUCAUUGUUAGCUGAUUCGCUAUGUAAUCUAGGAGGUAUCCUCAUGCACAUGGGACAGUACAAUGAAGCCAGAACAUAUUUAGAAAGAGCUCUGUCCAUAGCAGAGAAUGUUCAUGGUGAUAAUCGUCGCAAGGUAGCAGCCACCCUGAAUAGCCUAGGGCUAUGCUUCCUGCAUUUACGAAAAUACGAAUAGGCAAAACAUUACAUGGAAAGGGCUUUAGCCAUAGAAGAAAAAACACUAGGACCGACGCAAUCAUUGUUAGUUAUUUCGCUACGUAUUCUAGGAAAUAUCCUCAUGAA
This is a messenger RNA of Actinia tenebrosa (Australian red waratah sea anemone), 876 nucleotides long. Its product is annotated as kinesin light chain-like. The record is from RefSeq and is a predicted model, not a curated record. NCBI's taxonomy places the organism in Eukaryota, Metazoa, Cnidaria, Anthozoa, Actiniaria, Actiniidae.